This is a messenger RNA of Haemonchus placei, 750 nucleotides long. Lineage: Eukaryota; Metazoa; Nematoda; Chromadorea; Rhabditida; Trichostrongylidae. The record is from the annotation of a GenBank genome assembly.
AUGCACAUUAACGUAGAACUGAUGGAAUGUGUUUAUCUUAUUUGUUCAAUGUUGCUGGAAAUUCCUCAUAUGGCUAGCUGCGAAUUUGAAAUGCGCCGACGAUUGCUUAGUCGAAGUUUCCAUUAUCAGUUGAAGCAAAGUGAGAAGUCAUCGCUUAUCGGUCCUCCUGAAAACACUCGGGAGCACGUUGUUGCUGCUUCUCGUGCAAUGCUUGCUGGUGACUGGAAAAAAUGCCGCGAUUACAUAGUCAACGAUAAAAUGAAUCAAAAGGUGUGGAAUCUGUUCCGAAAUUCAGAAAGAGUAAAAGAAAUGGUAGUCAAGCGAAUUCAGACAGAAUCACUGAGAACAUAUCUGCUUAUGUACUCUACAGUCUAUACUACAGUAUCACUCGAGAAACUGGCUACGUUAUUCGAGUUGGACAAGAAGCAAGUUCACAGCGUUAUCAGCAAGAUGAUCAUUCAAGAAGAGCUCUCUGCAACGCUUGAUGAGCCUACUGAUUGUCUGAUGAUGCACCGUGUAGAACCGUCACGCCUUCAGAUGAUUGCCCUCAACUUUACUGAUAAGUUACAACAAUUAGCAGAUAACAAUGAACAGAUUCUGGAACCUCGCACUGGAAGAGCCGGUUACGCUGGCCCAGGCCAGUGGUUCCCGGGCCGCAGCGAUCGCCAGGGUGAUAAACAGAAAGGUGAUCGCGGUGGUGUUUUCCAGGUAUGCAUUAUCUUUGAUAACUUGGUGGUACUUUAUACUUAG